Molecule: messenger RNA, 564 nt
Organism: Neltuma alba
Lineage: Eukaryota; Viridiplantae; Streptophyta; Magnoliopsida; Fabales; Fabaceae
Exons: 1
Coding region: 1-564 (187 amino acids)
Source: RefSeq, a predicted model, not a curated record
AUGGUAACUGACAAGUUAGAUGUGGAAGUAUCUCAAAUUAUAGAGAGGAUGCAAUCCAUGUUUGGUUAUAUAGUGUCAUAUAAGAAGGCUUGGAAUGCAAAACAAUUAGCCGUUGCCGUUGCUUUUGGGAAUUGGGAGAUCUCAUAUUCCUUACACCUAAGGUGGUUGGCUGCAGUACAAUGCUUCAUGCCCGGAUCAAAUGUACAAUUUUCAAAUAAACAGUGCUCUCAAGUUAAUGCGAAUGGGGAACCAGUUGAAAUGUUUCGCCAUGUCUUUUGGGCAUUUAAGCCGUGCAUUGAUGCCUUUCCACACUUAAAGCCCAUUAUACAAGUUGACGAAACAUUUUUAUAUGGAAAGUAUAAGGGCACGUUACUGAUGACUAUAUCACAAGAUGGUGACAGAAAUGUUGUGCCGCUUGCAUUUGCAGUAGUUGAAGGAGAGACAAGAUCAGCUUGGACAUGGUUCUCAUACCAUAUGCGUCAUUGCAUUGUAAAAGAUAGAAUAGAAAUUUGUUUAAUUUCAGAUAGACAUCGUUCAAUUUUGGCUGUAGUUUCUGAUCCUUAA